This is a messenger RNA of Perca flavescens (yellow perch), 2115 nucleotides long. RefSeq names its product espin like a (gene espnla). The coding region runs from base 566 to 2104 and encodes 512 amino acids. Gene Ontology annotation, biological process: actin filament bundle assembly. Gene Ontology annotation, cellular component: cytoplasm. The transcript is spliced from 8 exons. Lineage: Eukaryota; Metazoa; Chordata; Actinopteri; Perciformes; Percidae. The record is from RefSeq and is a predicted model, not a curated record. Gene Ontology annotation, molecular function: actin filament binding.
ACGUGUGAGCAUUAUUGAAAUAAAAUAUUAAGAUACACUUUUAAUAUUUUUUCACUAAUUAGCUAUAAAAUAUUUCUAGAUUAUAAUCUUGCAAAUUGAUAAUCUGUUAGUCAUCCCCACUGAGAUGAAUUUUUAAAAUAGUUGUAAAAAAACAAACAACACUCACUGUAAUCCACCGUGCCUUGGCUCGGACUUCUCCCAUUACUUAAGUUUCCGUGCUGCAUCAGUUCCCCCAUCUCCAGUGAAGCGUUGGUGCGUGUGCCAGCAUAUGGUCACUGCCACACAAAGGAGAGCAGGAGGCCACAAGUUCUGCGCCUCCACCCGUCUUUCAUUACCUUUCUAUCUCACUGGCUCUGACCCCCUCCUCUCUCCCCAAUAGCCAUGCAGGCCAGCUGGCCGCCGCUCAGGUGUCAUUUUCCUGGCUCGGGAAGAGGCAAUGAGUGCAUGAGUUUUUGUUAUUGAAUGAGAGUUGAGCAUGAACGAGAAAGAGAUGGUACCCUGGUGGGAGCCAAAGAGCUCCAGGGAGCUUGUUCUGUGUGCCAUAACCUACUCAUAGCAGCCCGGGAUGGUGCUUCAUCGGGCCAUCCAGGCUGCUCGAGCAGGGGAUCUUGCAAACUUGAGGGAGCUGGCAUCUUCUGGUUACAUCUCAUCUGCCAUCACUGAUGGUCAAGGUGCAGGCCCAGUGCACCACGCGGCAAGGUGUGGACGCCUGGAGUGCCUGCAGUUUCUGGUGAGCGAGUUGGGGCUGGCAGCUGAUGCCCGGGCCUUGAACAGGGCCACACCAGCACAUGAUGCAGCAGCUACAGGCCACAUCCGGGAGCUGCAAUGGCUGGUAGACGUGGGAGGCUGCAACAUUGAGGAUAGGGAUGCUGCUGGUGCCACUGUCCUCCACCUGGCAGCCCGGUUUGGGUGUGUGGAGGUCAUUAAGUGGCUGCUAUCUGUUGGAGGAGUGGCCGAGGUGGAGACAAACUGUGGAGCUGUACCUGCUCACUAUGCUGCAGCCAACGGGGACCUCACCUGUUUAAAAUUACUUCUUCAACAGGCACCUGGUAACUCCCUGUUGGACUACGGAUGUGUGGACCAGCAGACUGUCACCGGCGCUACCCUGCUCUAUCUGGCCUGCCAGGGGGGCCACCUGCAUGUAGUCCAGUACCUUGUGAACGAGUGCGGUGCUGAUGUCCACCUGAGGGCCCACGAUGGCAUGACCUGCCUGCAUGCUGCUGCUCACAUGGGCCACCAAGCUGUGGUGCUGUGGCUGGUGACCACUACUGGCGUCAGCUUGUCCUGCCAGGACAGAGAUGGAGCGACUGCUCUGCACUUUGCUGCCAGCAGAGGGCAUUGUUGUAUCUUGGAGAGGCUGCUUCUCAUGGGGUCAAAGGUCAUCAAGGAUUACUGGGGAGGGACACCACUUCAUGAUGCUGCAGAGAAUGGAGAGCUGGAGUGCUGUAAAAUCCUGUUGGCCAAUCAAGCCAACCCUUCAGAUCGUGAUGUUGAUGGCUUCACAGCAGCCGACUUAGCAGAGUACAAUGGACACCAUGAAUGUGCCAGAUAUCUCUGUGCUUUGCAGAAAAAUACAGCCUUCGCAGAUAAUCCCAUCGAAGUAAUUGCUCCAGUGGAAGAAGUGAAGAUCAAGCCGGCUGUGUUGUUGCAGUGCAGCAGGGAGGACUACUACGGCUGCCUGAGCGACACAUGCACGGACACUUACGACAGUAAGCCAACCAUGGAUAGUUUAAAGCAACCUGAGAGUGAGGAUUCCCCGCAGGCGAGGUACCCUCAGCCCCCUCCUGCACCUCCUUUACCUUGUGCUUCAUCCACACCUGCCCAGCCGGAGAAAACAACCGCUGUCCACAGAAUAGAGAAGAUUCAAAUUGCGACAUCUGUUAUUAAAGGUUUCAAUCAGCCCAAGGCCGCUGGGAGUGAGAUAACUCUCUCUGCUGAUAAGACGAUGUUUCCUGAUGCAAACCUCCUGGGUGAAAGAAAACUUCUUGGCAACAUGACUUCCAUUAAAUCCUUUAAACAAUCAGGAUUAUCAGCAGUUUUCCCUGGACAAGCAGUAAGUGCAGUAAGCCUUCCCAGUUUGUACAUCCUUCCUUUCUUUAGCUAAAAUGCCGUGUC